AUGGGCAUCUUUACAGUCGUUGACGAUUCCGUCCACCAAGCCCCGGCGGCAGUUUACAACUGGCGGGUGGUUGCCCUCGCAGUAUCUGCCAGUAUGGGAUCAAGCAUGUUUGGAUAUGACUCCGCCUUCAUCGGCGGAGCGAUGUCCCUCCCUUCAUUCCAAAACCGCUUCGGUCUUGCAUCAGCAACCGGCGAUGAGCUGAACAACCUCAAAGCAAAUAUCGUCAGCACUUUUCAGGCCGGCUGCUUCUUCGGCGCCAUUGCCUGUUACUUCUUGUCGGAGAUGCUGGGGCGUCGGGUUCCUCUCCUGAUAUGCGGAGCCGUUUUCAACAGUGGUGUCAUUAUGCAGAUGGCCUCGAGCGGCGAGAUUGGCUUGAUCUAUGCCGGUCGGGCACUUACAGGCCUCGCUGUUGGUGCCUCGUCCCUCAUCAUCCCUCAGUACAUCUCGGAAUGCUCCCCCCCUGCCAUCCGCGGUCGCCUCAUCGGCAUCUUCGAAAUCUUCCUCCAGUUCUCUCUGGUCAUCGGCUUCUGGGUCAACUAUGGAGUCAACGAGAACGUCUCCCCAACCCUGGACAGGCAAUGGCAUAUACCCUUUGCGAUCCAAUUCGUACCAGGCACGCUCCUUAUCAUUGCCAUGUUCUUCCAGCCCGAGUCGCCCCGGUGGCUGCUGCAGGCUGGCCGGGACGAGGAGGCCAUCAAGAACCUGAUCCGGAUCCGGAAUCUACCUGCGGAUGACGCCUAUCUGCUGUGGGAGGUUGAGACUUGCAAGGAGCAGCUGCAGUUGGAGUAUGACUCGGGCGCUCACGAGUCCUUCAUGAAGAAGCUGAAGGCGGUUUUCGCACCUGGCAUCCGGAACCGCCUGGCCAUCGGCAUGUCGCUCAUGAUGCUGCAGAACCUCUCGGGCAUCAAUGCCCUCAACUACUACUCGCCCACCAUCUUCAAGUCCAUCGGCUUCAGCGGGACCAGCGUCGGGCUCCUCGCCACCGGGGUCUUCGGCCUCGUCAAGGCCUUCGCGACGCUGGGAUUCAUGGUCUUCGGCAUCGACAAGCUCGGACGCCGCAAGUCGCUCAUGAUCGGCUCGGUCGGGGCCAUCAUCGCCAUGUUCUACCUCGCGGCCUUCGGCAAGGUGUCGGGCUCCUUCGACGGCAGUGCAAAGAAGGACGGCGGAGCCUACGUCGCGAUCCUCAUGAUCUACCUCUUCGCCAUCUUCUACGCCAUGUCGUGGAACGGCAUCCCCUGGAUCUUCUGCGCUGAAGUCUACCCGUCGGCCACGCGGUCCGUCUGCCUCGUGUUUACGACCUGCACCCAGUGGCUCGGCCAGUUCAUCAUUGUCUACUCGACCCCGUACAUGAUGAGCGAUAUCAAAUGGGGCACCUUCAUCUUCUUUGGUGCGUCGCUGGCCGUGGGUAUCACGGUCGCGAUCCUGUUCAUGCCCGAGACGAAAGGCUUGUCGCUCGAGGAGAUGGACGUCAUGUUCAACAUAUCAGGCCUCGCUCCCCGGAAGAGAGCCAAGGCGGACGAGAUCAUCAGGGAGAGACGCCUCGCGGAGGGAGUGGAUAGGGACGAGCGUCCCGGUGACAAAGAGAUAAUCGAGAUAGUUGAAGAGAAGACGGUGUAG
Messenger RNA from Drepanopeziza brunnea f. sp. 'multigermtubi' MB_m1, 1617 nucleotides. RefSeq lists its product as uncharacterized. Gene Ontology annotation, cellular component: membrane. The record is from RefSeq and is a predicted model, not a curated record. Gene Ontology annotation, molecular function: carbohydrate:proton symporter activity. Gene Ontology annotation, biological process: carbohydrate transport; transmembrane transport. NCBI's taxonomy places the organism in Eukaryota, Fungi, Ascomycota, Leotiomycetes, Helotiales, Drepanopezizaceae.